GCCAUCAUGAGCGAUCUCGUAGGGCACACACAAGUAGCGGGUUUGACAUUGGCUGAUGCGCAUGAUCGCGAGAGCGACAUGCGUUUUGGAUAUAGUAUAUCUCGUGUGCAAGAGGACUUGGAGCUUCUCGGAAUCAUAUCCAGAGCGAGCUUUGUGCCUCCGGAGAACUAUGGUGGACGCAUACAUACAGCAACCACCUCACAGGCGGAUUUUGUGCCUAGCCAUGUGGGACAACAGCCGGCCGGCCAUUUCCAAAGCAGAGGCAAACUCGGACGUCAUGGUCGAAAAUACCUCGGCGCCGCAUUCACCGGUGCCCGAUGUACCAAUUCCAUUUCCUAUAACUCCCAUACAGCAACAGAUCACUCCCGAGUCUGACACUGCAGUAAUCACUAUCAUUUUUGCAGGGUUCAACGAAACCCUCUUGGAACCUCCUACCAGCUUCCUCGAGAUCGUAUCCGUAGAACCUCCUUUCACCCUCCAAAACCUGCUCUCUUCCCUUAUUCAGUCAUCCAUCCGCUCAGGGUCAUCCGCCCGCUCAGGGCGACUUCUGACUCAGUACAACAACACACCGGGGAGUGCUGAAGUUAUCUUCAUUGCCGCCUCUCACCACCCACUGGACGUGGCUGAACACUCUGCAGAAGAGUACUCCAGCUACCAGCGGGGAUUUCAUGAGCUUGGAAACCUUGCCACAGCCAUGGACAACCCGCUCUCGCCUGUUAUCGAGAGCUGUGGAACCGAUCUGGAUGUCCAGAGCAGCGCGCAGGUACUUCAAUAUGCUCGCAUCAUGAAUCCUACACUCGGCGACAAUGUACCUAUCUUUGCACUUUACUUCUAUCGUGAUCCAAUGGUGCAUGUGGCAGUUCCGGUUCCGGUUCAUAUUACUACCACUACUACCACUACCCCGACCACUACCCCGAUGACAACACACACACAAUCCAAUCACCAUCAUCCUAUCACAACCCAUGCGAACAACACUCAGUCCGACUCGGAGCUGCUCCGACAAUAUAUUGAGCGGACCUUUGUGGCCGAAACCAGCAAUAUUACAUCAAUCCGAGGCCACCAGGAGCAACUUCAAGUUCAGGGAUCUACUCGCCGUGCGCGUACUCGGAAGCGCGGACUGCCAUUGAACCUAUGGUUCUUCCGGUUUCGUAGUCUCAAGGUCAUCUUCGCCCAUUUCGGUAUCCCGCUGAACAGUCCUGUCCGCACUGCAGAGACGCGAGUGUUAGGCUCAGCACCACAAGGAGUAGGAUCCAGAGUGGAAGGAAGAGCUGCUCGGGUUGCAUAUGAAGACAUCUAUGAUUGGGCGGGCGUUGAAGCCAGUACCGCAGCAAAUAUUCGCCCACUCUAUCUUCAGCUUGAGGCUAUAUAUCGUGCCAACCAUCCUUCAGUUCAUGCUGAUACGUAUGCUGUCCUUCCAGAGGUACAGAAGACUGUAAUCAAGCAGGCGGGCGCCAUCAUUGAAGGGCCGUUCUUCAGUGGUGUUGAAGAAGAUCUCAGGGACGAACAGAUGCCAUGGCUGACUAUGACGCGGGCUGCAUGCUCCGCUGUCCUAGAAGCUUUUCACAGGACAUCGGGUCAGUUCAUAGGACAAGACGGUGCUGCAGCAGGUUAAAGGAGAGAUCAUGUCAGUCACACUGAUAAUAUU
Messenger RNA from Fomitopsis serialis, 1645 nucleotides. RefSeq lists its product as uncharacterized. Lineage: Eukaryota; Fungi; Basidiomycota; Agaricomycetes; Polyporales; Fomitopsidaceae. The coding region runs from base 56 to 1612 and encodes 518 amino acids. The record is from RefSeq and is a predicted model, not a curated record. The transcript has 6 exons.